This is a messenger RNA of Penicillium antarcticum, 432 nucleotides long. RefSeq names its product nuclear transport factor 2 family protein. Bases 1 to 432 code for a protein of 143 amino acids. The transcript has a single exon. The record is from RefSeq and is a predicted model, not a curated record. NCBI's taxonomy places the organism in Eukaryota, Fungi, Ascomycota, Eurotiomycetes, Eurotiales, Aspergillaceae.
AUGAACAAUCCAUCAACAGAAGCACCGGCAACAGCUGCUGCGCAUGAAUGGCUCCAAUCCUUCCACCGCAUGGGCGACUCUCUCUCUCCUGAAUUAUGGGUUGAGACUUUCUAUGCCCCCGACUGUACAAUGCAAUUCCUCGGCCAGCCACCAGUACAUGGACACGCGGCCAUCAUCGCGCAUUUCCGAAACCAGUUUGCCCGGCUCGAGAGCAUGAGACAUACUGUACGCCAUGUUGAUGUCACGCAGGAGCGCAUCUAUCAAGAAGCCACGGUCACCUAUAUCGUCAAGGGGGAUCCUGAGCAGCGGCAGAUUGAAGCACAGGGCCUUGCAGUGUUUGGCAAGGGGGUCAGCGAGAGCCAGAUUAGGUUCUUCACUGUCUAUUUGGAUUUGGAGGCGUUACGGGAGAGAAUGAGAGAGGUGCUGGGCUAA